AUGGAGUUCGACUAUCCACAUUCUUCACCCACAUCACCCCCAUCAUCACCAACAACGACCUUCCAGCAUCAUAGGCGAGGACGACCAAUUUUGGGACAUGCAAAGACACAUUUCACGACGUCUACUACCACCAGAAAAGUGCUCGUCAGCCUUUGUCUUCUCUGCCUUUCGGUGCUGUUGGUAGCGGUCGGCGCCUCCGCCGAGCCCGAGGAGCAGACGAGCCUCAGCAGCAGUCUCUGUGAUCCUGACGGGCCGCUGGCGCUGGGCAUGGAAUCGGGCGCCAUUGCUGACUCGGCACUCUCCGCCUCCUCCGCCUAUGAGAUGCUCCAUGUCGGCCCGAAUAAUGCAAGGCUAAAGACCGACAACGCCGGCGGCGCCUGGUGUCCGCAGAAGCAGCUGGACGCCGGCAACUCCGGCUCCGAGUGGAUCCAGGUGGACCUGGGCGCCUCGCACGUGAUCACCGGCGUGGCGACGCAGGGCCGCUACGGCAAGGGCAUGGGCCAGGAGUUCACCGAGGCCUACCGACUGCUCUACUCGAGGGCGAACGCCCCGGACCGGUGGAUACUCUGGCGCAGCUCGGAUAAUGUCUCG
Rhagoletis zephyria (snowberry fruit fly) is the source of this 591-nucleotide messenger RNA. Lineage: Eukaryota; Metazoa; Arthropoda; Insecta; Diptera; Tephritidae. The record is from RefSeq and is a predicted model, not a curated record.